Molecule: messenger RNA, 876 nt
Organism: Athalia rosae (coleseed sawfly)
Lineage: Eukaryota; Metazoa; Arthropoda; Insecta; Hymenoptera; Athaliidae
Product: Golgi-associated plant pathogenesis-related protein 1-like
Exons: 3
Coding region: 607-876 (89 amino acids)
Source: RefSeq, a predicted model, not a curated record
UACCUGUUUCGUGCGAAAAGAAAGGGAGAAAAAAAAAAAGAAUAAGAAAGGAACGAGAGGUAACAAAAGGAAUAAAAAAAAAAUCAUAUAGAUUUCAAAGGAUUUCUUUUUGUUUCUUCAUCUCGAGAAAAAAGCGGGAGGUGAUAAUCUCGCCUCUCUUAUCUCAUCCCCUUUUGUUGGAAGGGGACAAUAGCCGUAUAGAUACAAUACUUCUAUCGACGUCGGUAACUCUGUCGAAGCUUUUUUACCAACUCCAAUUACCCUCGCUUCGCGGGUUCGAUAUAAUAAAUUUAUUUCCACGUUAGAAAAUCUUUUCUUUAUAAUUAUUAUAUAAAACGAUUGAUCGAUUCGAGAAAAGUGUUUUCUGCUGAGGAGAAAAAAACUAAUCCACACUACCCCGUAAUGAUCCGUGCCGCGGCAACAAUCGUUGAUUCGUCGUUAAUUUUUCUUUUUUCAUACUUUUUUUCAUACUUUUUUUAUUACCAGCCGGAUAUAUCACGUAUCCUUUUUUUCGAAAUAAGAUCUUCAUCGCCAUCUUUGAUCGUCCCUUUUUUCGGCGACGACAUGUUUUCGAUCCGCGAGUCUUGACGUAUGAAAAAAUGAAAUAUGAAGAGGCUAAAGAGGAAAUUCGUCGCGACAGAAUUUGGUAACGCCUGUUUGAGGGCACACAAUAAAUACAGGGCAAUUCAUGGAUCACCCGAUCUCCUUCUCAGCCCAGAGAUUUCCAGCAUCGCUCAGGAAUGGGCUGAUCAAAUGGCAGAAAAUAACUCGUUCGAGAAAAGUCGUAAUUCCGAAUACGGCGAGAAUUUAUUCACAGCUUUUGAGACGAAUCCGAAAUGGAGAGUGCAGCCCAGCGACCCGGUCAAAGCAUGGUGA